Oreochromis aureus is the source of this 1238-nucleotide messenger RNA. It is a transcript of the gene cope, whose product is annotated as COPI coat complex subunit epsilon. Gene Ontology annotation, cellular component: COPI vesicle coat. The record is from RefSeq and is a predicted model, not a curated record. Lineage: Eukaryota; Metazoa; Chordata; Actinopteri; Cichliformes; Cichlidae. Gene Ontology annotation, biological process: endoplasmic reticulum to Golgi vesicle-mediated transport; retrograde vesicle-mediated transport, Golgi to endoplasmic reticulum; intra-Golgi vesicle-mediated transport. The transcript has 10 exons. The coding region runs from base 59 to 967 and encodes 302 amino acids. Gene Ontology annotation, molecular function: protein binding; structural molecule activity.
GCAAAACGUAAGAAGGUGACGUAUAUGUGCUACGUGUCCAGGAAGUUCUGUAGUCAACAUGGCGGCGCAGCAGGGAGAUGUUGAUGAGCUGUUCGAUGUGAAAAAUGCAUAUUACAUCGGCAGCUAUCAGCAGUGCAUCAAUGAGGCGCAGAAAGUGAAGCCGUCGUCACCAGAAAAGGAGAUCGAGAGGGACAUGUUUUUGUAUAGAGCGUACAUUGCUCAGAGAAAGUAUGCUGUUGUCCUGGAUGACAUCAAGGCCAACUCUCCCCCCGAGCUGCAGGCUGUGAAGAUGUUUGCAGAGUAUUUGUCGAGUGAGAGCAAAAGGGACGUAAUCGUUGCCGAUUUGGACAAAAAGAUGGCAAAGAGUGUGGAUGCUGCCAACACCACCUUCCUACUCAUGGCUGCCUCCAUCUAUUACCACGAGAUGAAUACUGAUGCUGCCCUCAGGACUCUGCACCAAGGAGAAAGCCUCGAGUGUAUGGCCAUGACCAUUCAGGUGCUCCUGAGCUUGGAUCGUGUUGACCUGGCGAGGAAAGAGCUGAAGAAGAUGCAGGAGCAGGACGAAGACGCUACCCUAACCCAGCUCGCAACAGCCUGGGUUAACAUUGCUGUGGGUGGAGAGAAGCUGCAGGAUGCCUACUACAUUUUCCAAGAGAUGUCUGACAAGUACUCUUCUACACUGUUGCUCCUCAAUGGCCAGGCGGCCUGCUACAUGGCUCAGAACAAGUGGGAGGAGGCUGAAGGAGUGCUGCAGGAGGCGCUUGAUAAGGACAGCAGCCACCCUGAGACACUGAUCAACCUCAUAGUGCUGACCCAGCACUUGGGCAAAGCUCCUGAGGUAACCAGUCGAUACCUCUCCCAGCUGAAAGAUGCACACAGAGCCCACCCGUUCCUCAAAGACUAUUUAGCUAAGGAGAACGAGUUUGACAGACUAGCCCUGCAGUACGCUCCCACAGCUACAGCAUAGAGCAUCUGCUCGUACUGAGGAGGCACUCUAACAAUGGACGGACUUCAGACCCAGCUUCUCCCUUUCAUUUAAACGUGUACUGUGCUUUGGUAUUUUUUGCUCUGAAACUUUGGUUAUAAUAUUUAAACCACACUAGAUGUCACAAUUUCCCGUGGGGACAGACCAACGCCUCUUUCUUUUGCUAUCCAUUCUUGAAAAUUGCAUUUCUUUUACAACACAUCUGUGUAAUGCAAGCAUUCCUUUGAAAUGAUAAUAAACGUGUGACACCCCG